Molecule: messenger RNA, 1041 nt
Organism: Eruca vesicaria subsp. sativa (arugula)
Lineage: Eukaryota; Viridiplantae; Streptophyta; Magnoliopsida; Brassicales; Brassicaceae
Source: the annotation of a GenBank genome assembly
AUGGAAGAAGAUUUGAGGAACUUAAGCAAGGUAUGGAUCUCUGCUUUAGUAUCCAUCUGUUAUUGUUAUUUCAUAUCAUCCAGAAUCUCAAAAGGUGUUCUUAGGCUCCUCUCCAUCCUUCCAGUCUGUGUUCUGUUUCUUGUUCUUCCUCUCUUUCUCUCUUCUGUGCACUUUUGCGGCAGCACAGCGCUUUUCUUCUCAUGGCUUGCAAAUUUCAAGCUUCUUCUCUUUGCUUUUGAUCAAGGACCUUUGUGUCCACUUCCUCCAAAUCUCUACCGUUUCAUCUGCUUUGCUUGUUUCCCCAUCAAAGUAAAACAAAAUCCAUCUCCAAGUGGCAUCACAAAACGUCUUCGUAAGAAUGAACCUAAAGCUAAAUGGGUUUUGGCUGUCAAAAUUUUGAUCUUUGGUGUCUUGUUACAUAUCUAUGAAUACAGCGACAGUUUGCCUCGGUUUGCUGUUUUGGCUAUAUAUUGUCUCCACAUUUACCUUGAGGUUGAACUUGUUUUGGUGUUUGUUGGGGCCGUGGUAUCUACACUUCUUGGCUGUGACAUUGAGCCGGUUUUCGAUGAGCCAUACCUAGCCACCUCUCUACAAGACUUUUGGAGCCGCAGAUGGAACCUCAUGGUUUCAGCUGUACUACGAUCAACCGUCCACAUUCCGGUUCAGCGUUUUGCCACACGCUUUCUCGGUCCAAACACAGCUGUGUUAGUAGGGGUCAUGGCCUCGUUCCUUGUCUCGGGUUUGAUGCACGAGCUGGUCUACUUCUACGCAAUUCGUCUGCCUCCAACUUGGGAGGUCACUUGUUUCUUUGUGUUGCACGGUGUAGCCACUACCAUAGAGAUAGCGGUGAAGAGAAAACUGAGGUGGAGACCACCGCAUAGGGGUGUUUCAGGUCUCGCUGUUCUUGUGUUUGUGGGCGUAACCGGCGCUUGGCUCUUCCUUCCUCAACUGCUGAGAAACAAUGUUCAUGAAAAGGGGAUUAGUGAAUGUUUGUUGGUUAUUGACCUUGUCAAACGCAAGUUGUUCAUUUCUUCUCCAUGA